CGGGCCCCAUACCUUGUGCCCAAGCAAGCCACCACGGGCCCCAUACCUUGUGCCCAAGCAAGCCACUACGGUGCUCGUGCAGUAAGCAAUCGAGGCGGGGGUGGUCCUCGAAGCUUAAAAAUUCCGGCGGAUUUAUUUUUCCGGAAAAGAAUUCCAUAACACUUUGGCAAGGCUGCAACGGGUCCCAUACCUUGUGCCUAAGCAAGCCACCAAAACAAAACAACCACCACAUCUUCGCACUGCCGCAUACCCACACUAGCGCAUCUCCUCUCGUCUACUGUCUGCCGCCCGCCACCAUCCAGCUUUCAUCUACAUCCAGCUCGCCGCCGGCCCUUGCCGCCCGCUGCCCGAUGCCCGCCGCCACCAUGGCACCACCAUUCUCCUACGACAUCUUGAAGACGAUUAUCCCGGGCGGCCGGCCGAUCGCGGCGGGGGUGCUCACCCAAGCUCCGGGAUUCUACCGGAUAUUGUUCUCCCAAACGGAGUUCGAUGCUACUAUAAAGAAGCUGAAACGGGCCCCAUACCUUGUGCCACCAUGGCACCACCACUCGCCUACGACAUCUUGAAGACGAUCUUUCUGCGCGGCCGGCCGAUCGCGGUGGGGGUGCUCACCGAAGUUCCGGGAUGGUACCGGCUAUUGUACUCCCAGAGGGAGUUCGAUGCCGCUAUAAAGAAGCUGAAACGGGCCCCGUACCUUGUGCCCAAGCAGGCCACCAAGCACCCCGGUUCCGCAAAGAUCUCCGAGAACUUGUGA
Gaeumannomyces tritici R3-111a-1 is the source of this 754-nucleotide messenger RNA. RefSeq lists its product as hypothetical. NCBI's taxonomy places the organism in Eukaryota, Fungi, Ascomycota, Sordariomycetes, Magnaporthales, Magnaporthaceae. The coding region runs from base 536 to 754 and encodes 72 amino acids. The transcript is spliced from 2 exons. The record is from RefSeq and is a predicted model, not a curated record.